AUGCCCAAGUCGAGACGCUCAAAGGUCGUCCACAUGACCCAGGUCGACAAGAAGACCAAGGAUCAAAAGGAGCAGCUCUUCCAAAAUAUCCGCGAUGCCAUUCCCGAAUACCAGCACUGCUUCGUCUUCGGGGUCGACAACAUGCGCAACAAUCACCUCAAGGAUGUCCGUCGUGAACUGUCAGACAGUCGCCUCUUCUUCGGCAAGACCAAGCUCAUGGCCCGCGCGCUCGGACAGAACCCGGACGACUCUGCCGCCCCCGGAAUCGAGGGUCUGUCCCGCUACCUGGCCGGCAACGUCGGUCUCCUCCUGACCAACCGCCCUGCCCAGGAGAUCCUCGACUACUUCGACACCUUCACCCCCGUCGACUUCGCCCGCGCCGGCGUCCCCGCCACCCGCGACUUCUCCAUCCCCAGCGGCGUCGUCUACUCCACUGCCGGAGAGGUCCCCGUCGAGCACGACGUCCCCCUCGAGCACUCCAUCGAGCCCGAGCUCCGCCGCCUCGGCGUCCCCACCCGCAUGGUCCGCGGCAAGAUCGUCCUCGGCGAGGAGAGCGGCGAGGGCGACGGAUACACCGUCUGCAAGGAGGGCGAAAUCCUCGACUCGAGGCAGACGAGGCUCCUCAAGCUUUUUUCCGUCUGCCUGAGUGAAUUCAAGGUUCAGGUCAUCUCCUACUGGACUUCCGAGACUGGAGAAGUAACAGAGGUCAACCCCGACGCUAUGCAGGCCGAUUGA
Molecule: messenger RNA, 735 nt
Organism: Geosmithia morbida
Lineage: Eukaryota; Fungi; Ascomycota; Sordariomycetes; Hypocreales; Bionectriaceae
Product: mRNA turnover protein 4
Exons: 3
Coding region: 1-735 (244 amino acids)
Biological process (GO): nuclear-transcribed mRNA catabolic process; ribosomal large subunit biogenesis; rRNA processing
Cellular component (GO): preribosome, large subunit precursor; nucleolus
Molecular function (GO): RNA binding
Source: RefSeq, a predicted model, not a curated record